This is a messenger RNA of Tachysurus vachellii, 2802 nucleotides long. RefSeq names its product nuclear receptor coactivator 5 (gene ncoa5). Gene Ontology annotation, biological process: regulation of signal transduction. The record is from RefSeq and is a predicted model, not a curated record. NCBI's taxonomy places the organism in Eukaryota, Metazoa, Chordata, Actinopteri, Siluriformes, Bagridae. The coding region runs from base 434 to 2380 and encodes 648 amino acids. Gene Ontology annotation, cellular component: nucleoplasm. Gene Ontology annotation, molecular function: RNA binding. The transcript has 11 exons.
GCACUAGAAAUUACAUCCUAUAUAGUACAUUUAUGAACACAAUCCGUAGUUAUUUGUUUACACCGUGCUGUACUUGGCUGAAGCGCACUGCGCAUGCGUGUAUCACCUACAUUGACAUACAGUGGACCUACGAGCUGACGUGAUGCUCCGCCUGCUGCUUUAACGUGAACGGUACCGUCAAGUCGCCUCUGUCUUUGGAGGCGCCUUUAAUUUCACAGAGCGGUUUGACCUCGAAUUUCGAGUUCCGACUGUGUGGGGAAAGAUAACCAGCUCAUGAUAAAGGACCUGGGGUGAAAUAAAUUGUUAAAAGAAAGUCAACAAAAAAAAAAAAUAAAAUCAACAAAAAUCCAAAUUGUAUACACUCUUGUAUACAACGCCAUCUCCAAAUUCAUCUUGAGCAAGUGUUUGCUAAGAGCCUGAAGCUACUAGCAUCAUGUCACACAGAAGAAGCCGAAGUGGAUCUCCACCGUCUUACGGCACCAACAGCAAUGACCCUCGUGACCUGGAGAGAAGGAUUUUUGUCGGCAAUUUGCCCACUGCACAUAUGGCGAAGAAGGAUAUGGAAGACCUGUUCAGGCGAUAUGGGAAAAUACAGGCCUUGUCCCUGUUUCGUGGGUAUGGAUUUGUGCAGUUUGAAAGGACGGAAGAUGCUGAGGCAGCUAAAGCAGGACAUAACGGUCGGAUUUAUAGAGGUUAUAAACUAGAUGUAAAUAUGGCUGCGGAGAGACGACAGAAACCCAGGUCAAGUCCUCCACGCAGGCCUUCUGGUUAUGGGGACAGCAGGGAGCCCCGUCUCCGUUCUCGAUCCCCAGUGCAUGGGCGAGACUCCCGCGACAACAGGGAUGGCAGAGACGGGAGGGAACCUAGUCGAGAACCCCGGCCUGGACCUCCAAGAGAUCCUGAUGAUGAGCGCUACAGGGUUGCAGAUGGAAGAGUUAAAGAGACUCGAGAUGCUGCUUAUAGAAAUGAUGGUUUUGACCGCUUUUUACGUGGUGAAUAUGAACCAUACCGCAAGAAAGAUGAGCCUUAUCCUGAGCGCUACAGAGAGAAUUGGACUGGCAGGAGAGAGCCAGAAGAGGAGCGAAUGCAGCCUGAGGAGCGCAGGAGGAACGAGCUGUACCGUCAGUACUAUGAAGAGCUGCAGAGACGUUACGACGCAGAGAGACCCGUAGACUGCUCGGUCAUCGUGGUCAACAAGCAGCAGAAAGAGUAUGCAGAAAUGGUGGGGAGGAAGGUGCGAGAUCUGGGCAUGGUGGUGGACCUCAUCUUCCUCAACACAGAGGUGUCCCUGACCCAGGCUCUGGAGGACGUGAGCCGGGCUCGCACUCCCUUUGCCAUCAUCAUCACACAACAGCACGAAGUGCAUCGUUCCUGCACCGUCAACAUUCUCUUUGGAACACCACAGGAACACAGAAACAUGCCUAUGCAGGAUGCUAUGGUUUUAGUGGCUCACAACUAUGACACCUUUAAGAUCGAGAACCGUGCCAAGGAGCGGGAUGAGAUCUCAAGAAAAGCUGCGAAGAUGGCAGACGAAGUGUUGAUGAGAGAACAUGACCGACAAGUCCACCCAGUCUCAGUACUGACUGCGAUCACACUGUUAUCAGAGGGCAGGUUCCUGACCCCUCAAGAGUUAACGAUACUCAUUAACUAUCUCCAGGAUAAGCGAGAUCGUCUUAUUCGAGGUGGCACGGACCCUCUUCUUGUGUCCCAUCAGACUUCUGCAGCAGUCACCCAUGAGACCCCUCAGUCCACUCAGGCUCUUGGUCCUGUUUCCCACCAGACGCACCCAACCACACACUCCAUACACACCUCCCACCUACCUGCUGCCUCUGCCACCACUACCAACCAGCAGCAAGAGCUGCAAGCUAAAAUUCUCAGCCUCUUCAACAGUGGCUCAGGCUCCUCUGUGUCUCAGAACCAAGCAGCGGCUUCACAACCUCAGGGCUAUGGCUCCACACAAAGCUCCGGUCUCUCCUCUUCCUCUACUCUGUCCAACUUGGCCAUGUCUGCUCAUGAUACUCAGGACAUGAUGAAUCCUCACAUGGGCAUUAGGCCCACUGCUAAUAAUCGCGUAGCGGCACCUCAGGGGCUCCAGAGAGCUGGAACUGCAAUUAACUUUGACAACCCUAGUGUUCAGAAAGCCCUUGACACACUCAUCCAGAGCGGACCUGCCAUUAACCAGCUGGUCAAUUCAGCAAACCUUUCGGCCAGAUCAGGCCAGGGGAUGAACCAAGGAAUGAACAAAGGUUUAAGCCAGGGAGUUGGGCAAGGAAUGAACCAAGGCUAUAACCAGGGAGUAGGUCAAGGAAUGAGCCAAGGACUGGGACAGGGACUAAGUCAGGGGAUGGGGCAAGGCUCUCACUACCAACGUCAUUUCUGAAAACUUUUUUUUUAUUUUUUAUUCUUCAUUUAAUUCUUUAAAAAGCAGUUCCCUUAAAUUUCUAAACAUUGCUGUACUAUUUCUUAGUUUAUGAUUAUGACUAUUUGGAUACAUGAAUAUUCCUUUUGGACCCAAAAUGGUGACAGAUAUAAAUCAUUCAUUCAUUCUUGAAUUUGCUGAUCUGACCAGAUCGUUUUGAAUAUUCCCCUUGUGUUAUUUUAUAUAAAGUGUAAUUUGUACAUAAUGAACUGCAUUCAAUAAAUGUUUGACACAAAUGUUUCGAGUAAGUGCAUUGAAAAGACUUUGUACCAAUCAGUAAUAAAAUGGUAUUCAUUUAUUGCAUUUUGUGCUGACAAAUCUAGAAAAUGGAAUGGGAAAACUGCCAGAAGCCAUAGAGAUAAAGCAUUUGAAAUGUAAAACUA